GCUUCCUCCGUCCGCCUCUUUCUUCCACAGCCGCCAACUCCGGGAGAACUGAGAGCGCGCGAGUGAGAGACGAUCGGACGCGCGACUUCACAAACACGCGCGCCGCUCCCCCCUCCCCACCCCCUCUCUCUCUCUUGCACGAUUGGCACGGUUGGCUACGUACGGCGCGAAAGAAGUUCAACACACGUACGAACACUGUUGUAGGGACACAUCCCCCAGGAACCAGACACAGAGAGGUCGUGCGCGUCGCACUCGAGUGAACGUGAUUAGACGGCGCAUCAUCAUCCACUGCCUCCUACUAGCAGCAGCAGGGCAAACAGCACGGUUUGGCUACGUACGGUGCGAAAGAAGUUCAACAUACGUACGUGAGGAGGAGGGGCUAUGGUUGGUGGCGAGUGAAGUGUUACUGUAAAAGCACAAUGCCGGGCUGGAGGACAAAGCUGGGAUCCUGCCUUCAGUUUCACCUGUUGGAGGAUGAAGCCAGCUACGCGCGCGGCGGAGCGCAGAGCCAGCCCCCAGCCGUCACGGGGGACGCGUCGCCGCCGUCUCACCGGCAGGGCAUCCCGGAGGAUUGCAAAGGCACGGUGACCGUGGAGCUGGUGAAGAAGGAAGGCUCUUCGCUGGGUCUCACCGUGUCCGGCGGAGCAGACAAAGACUCCAAACCCCGCGUCUCCAGCCUCCGUGCCGGAGGCGUGGCAGCGAAGAGCGACCAGCUGUGCGUGGGCGACUACCUGCACUCGGUGAACGGGAUCCACGUGUCCCGGCUGCGGCACGAGGAGAUCGUGAGUCUCCUGCGCAGCAUCGGGGAGCGCGCCCUGCUCGAGGUGGAGUACCCCCUGCCCCCGCCCGCACUCGAUGGGACUUCAGUUGUGCACAAGACCAUCGAGAUUGCCCUGCACAAAGACGGAAACAGUUUUGGAUUCGUGGUCCGAGGCGGCGUUCAGUCCGACAAAAAGAAGUCGCGGCCGAUCGUGGUGAGCCACGUCAGGCAAGGGGGCCCAGCUGACAGGGAUGGAACCCUCAAGGCAGGCGACCGCCUGCUCGCCGUGGAGGGGAUCCCCGUGCAGGGACUCUCGCUCUGCGAGGCAUCUGUCGUCCUCAAGCAGAGUGGCCAGGAUGCCCGCGUGCUCGUUGAGUAUGACGUCUCCGUCAUGGAGAGCGUGCAGAACGCCACGGGCCCGCUGCUCGUCGAGAUACGCAAGACAUCCGGGGCCAACCUGGGCAUCUCGCUGUCCAAGGAAUCGUGCGGAAUGAAGCAGAUCUUCGUCAUCGACAAGAUCCGGCCGGCCAGCAUCGCCGAGAGGUGCGGCGCCCUGCACGUGGGGGACCGCAUCCUCUCGGUGGACGGCAGCGGCGUGGAGCAGAUGAGCGUGGAGGAGGCGAGCGUGCUGCUCGCCUGCUCGGGCAGCUCGGGGGGCGACGGCAUCAAGCUGGAGAUCCUUCCGUCGCUCGCCCCCCGCCCCACGGGCACGGCACCGGACUCCGGCGUCGUCGUCGACGUGGAUGCGAGCAGCCAUCUGGAGGCGAGUGCCGCCCGCGUAAAGGACGCCGCUGCCGUCUCCUGCAGGCCUCCCAUUCCACCUCGCCACCUCAGACAUCGGACACUGCCCACCCCGAGCACGUCCUCCGCGUCGGACCACGUGCAGAGCCUGGGCUCCCUUCAGCUGGCGACGUUGCCCUAUCCCACGAGCCCCGGAGGCAGCCUGCCCCGCCGGGCCCAUGCUGCCACGUCCCCGCCCUCCGGGGGAACCCUGCCCAGGAUGCGCCAUCCCAGCAGCGCGGGCGCCGCGGCGGCCGCGGCGGCGCCCCCCGGCCUCUACCCCGGCGGCCCCGGCGGCACCUUCCCCCGGACGCACCAGCCGUCGACCCCAGGAGGCUCGCUGCCCCGGAGCAUGUGCACCUCCAGUCCCAGCGGCAGCCUGCCCAGGAGCCUGCGCUCGGCCACCUCCGACAGCACGCUGCCCCGGGGAUUCUCUAGCGCGAGCGCUUGCAGCACCGUGUCCCGCACCUACUGCCCCGUGAGCCCCGCGGGCAGCCUCAACCGCAGGAAGCUGUGGGGCAAGGACUCGCGCAGCUCGUCGUGCAGCACGCUGGGACCCGGCGGCCAGGUGGUGCACACAGAGAGCGUGGCGCUGCACCUCGCCUCCGACGGGGGCCCUGGCUUCGGCCUACACCUGCAGGGCGGCACCUUCUCCACCGACGUCUUCGGAGCGCCGCUGCUCAUCGGAUACAUCGAGCCCGACAGCCCUGCCGAGAGGUGCGGCCUCCUGCAGCCGGGUGACCGCAUCCUCUCUGUCAAUGGCAUCCCCACGGCGGAGCUGGGCUCGCCGGCAGAGGUGUCGCAGUACCUCCACGAGCAGGCCCUCGUGGGCAGCGCCUCACUCGAGGUGGAGUUUGACGUUGCCGAGUCGGUGAUUCCGAGCAGUGGAACUUUCCACGUCACACUUCCCAAGAAGAAAGGCGUGGAGCUCGGAAUUACCAUCACGUCCCCGACUCACAGAAAGCCGAGCGAGCCGCUGGUGAUCACAGAAAUCAAGAAGGGCAGUGUGGCGCACAGGCUGGGCACGCUGGAGCCCGGCGACCGCCUCCUGGCCAUCAACCACACGCGCCUGGAAACCUCCUCGGUGGAUGAGACUGUCCACAUCCUGCAGCAGAGCGACGACUUCGUCAAGCUCAAAGUCCGCAAGGAUGAAGACAACUCUGAUGAGCAAGAGGCAUCGGGAGCCAUCAGCUACUCGGUGGAGCUGAGGCGACAUGGUGGUCCCCUGGGCAUCACCAUCUCGGGCACAGACGAACCCACGGACCCCAUCCUCAUCGCCAGCCUCACGCCCGACGGCCUCGCAGAGCGAACCGGAGCGAUUCACGUCGGCGAUCAGAUCCUGGCCAUUGACGGGAUGUCUCUGAAGGGCAAGCCGCUGAGCGAGGCCAUCGCGCUGCUGCAGCGAGCCGGCGAGAUUGUGGCGCUCAAAAUCAAGAAGCGCACCGCAGAUGGUGGCAAGGAGGCCCCGGGCACGCUGGGGGACGUGAGCGACUCGGACGAGGACGACGGCGGAUUGGGGAGCGCGCGCCCUUCCCGCCUCUACCCCGGUGCCCUCACGCCGGGCUUGGACAGUGCCCUGGGCUCCUGGGAUGGCUCGGCCACCAACUCCAGCCGCCACAGCCACAGUGUGAAGGACGAGCCAAGCUCAAGCCCGAGCGUGCACACGGCAGAGUGCAGCGGCAAUGACGCGACGCACAGGGACGGCUCCUCCCUCAGCGGCAAGAGCCCCGCCGCCGCCGCCGCCGCCGCCGCCUCCCCGGGCCUCAUGUAUUUUGGAAGGAGGUACUCGGCAGGCUCCGACAGCGAAGGACACUUCUUGCCACGAAAGCACGAAGUGGUGGAUGUUUGUGGGCCAUCUGCAGCAUUGAAGGAUAUGAAGGUGACGCUGCACCGGAGGGACAGCACCGAGGACUUUGGCUUCAGCGUGUCGGACGGGCUGCUGGAAAAGGGCGUGUUCGUGACGUCCGUGCGGCUGGACGGGCCCGCCGAGAGGGAUGGCCUCAGGCCCUUCGACAGGAUCGUGGAGGUGAACGGCGUGCAGCUGGGCGAGGCGGGCUGCGGCUCGCUCGUGCCGCUCGUGUCAGAGUCGCGCGACUCCGUCGAACUCCUCGUGAGCCGCGUGCAGCUCCCCUGCACCAUCGAAGGCCGCCGGACCCCCACGCCGCCGCCGCGGCCUCGUCCCCCUGUGCCCGCCCCCCCACCGCACCUGCGCUGCAAGCCGGCCGAGCCCUGGGUGCCGGGGGGCGCGGGGCGAGCGGCGGACGGGGGCCGCUCGAGCCCGCUCGCGCUCUCCUGCCUCCCGCAGGCCGCGACGCGCCACGCCGACUUCCCCGGCGGCGGCGGCGGCGGCGACGUCGACAAGGGUGCCGCGCUGCAACCUUUCAUGCCCCUGCACCCCCGCGAGCAGCCGGCCGGAGCGGAGCAUCACAACAACCUGGAGAUGCUUUAGCCACGGACGCGCUGCGCUCCCCCAAGUGUGCCCGGCUAAUCGGAGCGAACUCUACGUACGGCCCCGAUUGUCGCGUUUGCGGCACGCAGUCAACAAUCAAAGUUGGAGGUGGGCCCCACGUUCUGACAGGAAUUGUGAACGGCAUUCAACUAGUUUGAUGGCCCCGAAACGAAAGUGGAGAUUCCACGUUCCUAUGGUGGGGGGGCAGUCUGUCUCCAUGUGUGGAAGGGUCGCUGUUCACAUCCCACAAAGUGGUACUAAUUUUGGCGACCUUGAAAGGAUGAAAGAUGUCAACCCCCAGACUGGUAUUCAAACGCGCAGACUUCUAAUUGCGAGCAAAGCACUUUGCCAUCAGCACCGCUCGGUCAGAUGAUGCACGGAAACGACUUGAUGCGGUUGGUGAUGCAGAUCAAAUUGAUCCUUACGCUGAAGGAACGCGAUGUCACUGUUGCAAGAUAAGCAACUUGGAAGUAGAUUUUCAGUAAAUGGACCUUGAUGAUUCUUCGUUGAGUAACGGUGGGAAUUGUUAUUUGAAUCUACAAUGCCUGGCGAUGAUGGCUUGCUUGGCUUGGUGUGAAACGAUUGAGGAUGUAAUCGUCCACUUGUCUAGUUGUUAAAGUAAAAAAAAAAGUCUCCAUCGUACAAAGUGAACAUUACAUUGUUGCAAUGACUUCGUUAAAUUAAACAUCCUUACGAUUGAAUUUUGGUGAUAUUUUGAACGUGCAAUGUUUCACAAUGUUCGCUUUUCAUCACCAACCUUAGACCCAAACGGCUUGAACACAAGAGGUGAAGAAACAUCCCUGCGGAACUGCUCAUCACAGCGCAUUCUGUCAGUGCAUUGCCCCCAGGCAAUGACACCACGGGAACACUACUCAAGUCACUUUAUAGUUCGCCCGUGCUGGGCCUACUCUUUGGUUUUAUUCGGUAAAGUCACGUAGAUAAAAUAAAACAAAAUAAAACAAUUAAAUCACGACGUUUCGGAGCCAACACAAGCUUCCGUCUUCAGGUGGAAAAGU
Petromyzon marinus (sea lamprey) is the source of this 5005-nucleotide messenger RNA. Its product is annotated as glutamate receptor-interacting protein 1-like. Gene Ontology annotation, molecular function: protein binding. The record is from RefSeq and is a predicted model, not a curated record. Gene Ontology annotation, biological process: neurotransmitter receptor transport, endosome to postsynaptic membrane. Lineage: Eukaryota; Metazoa; Chordata; Hyperoartia; Petromyzontiformes; Petromyzontidae.